AUGCCGGCCGAAACGCCCAGAACCGAGUCUCUCUACGAUGAAUCAACCCCCUGGUUUUCCAUACCCAAGAGAAACCAAGGAGCGUUGAAGCGACCAAGCAUAUCGCCGACUGAAAACCGUCGAGGAGUCAGGGCGUUGGCUGCCAAGUUUGAAGGUGGUAAAUCGACUGAAAGGUCUCCGACACCGCCAAGUAGUGCCAGUAAAACUCAAGCUCUCAUCUCACAGUUCUCCCCAGAAUCACCAACGAGGAGUGUACGGUCUCAAUCCGUCUCAGCCGCGGGUCGACAGAGCAUACCUCAGGAUUUAGUGAACCAGAACGUGCAUCCUCGCAUCCCAUCAGCCGCGGCAAAUACAAUUGGCGAUGGUAUCAGUGGACAAGAUUUGCGAGUCUCGAUUGGAGAAGAAGCAGCAACCAAGGCGAUUGAACUCCUACAAGCAGACAAAGAGAGAAAACCUUCACCAAGCUAUCAUGAACAGCCAGAGGGAUUAACUCUGCGGCAAACAAUCCCGCGACGGAAACCAGUCCCAGAAGAAAACGGCAUAGAAGUAUCGCUCAAGAAUCCUGGAAGUCUUGGCACAAUGAUGCCAUAUCCUGAACAACCCCCUAUUGCUCAGCAUCUCAAUUUUGUGCGCCCGUCUUCUGCAGCCAACACCCAAGACACUGAUGCACUGACGGUUCCUCACAACACUGCAAACCCUAUUCAACGCCCCGGAAGUACCACCACUCUCCAUACACAGAUUCGAAAUCUUCAGCGGCGAUUAGACCUCAAGACGGAAGAAGCAACCCAAUUAAGAAGGCAGCUUGAUGUACAAGAAGACGCGGAUAUUGGUACAUUGAGUCAGCAACUACGAGAAGCCAAGAGAGAGGCACAGAUGUGGAAAGAGCGAGCCGAAAGUGCAGAGAGGAGGAUCAAAGUAUUCGAACGAUUCAUAGCACGGUUGAAAGGAAUACAAGUGGCCAAAGGAGCUGCCGACGGACAGGUCGCUACAGGACAGACGCUUGUUGGACCAGAGUAUUUGAAGCAUGCAGAGAAAGAUAACGCUGCCUUCUUGGAGAAUGGCGAUCGAUAUGAGAGUGAUAGCUCAGGAGAAGAAGACGCUGGGAUUGUUACUGCACGGAUACAGAGAUGUCUUGACGGCCUGACCGAUGGCCCAGAGGAUAUCUCGCAGGCUCGGACGACAGAACGGGACAUCAGCCCAGGCGAUGUCGAAAUUUGGAUGGCGGCACAGAAAUUGCUGGACAACGAAGCUCAGGUGCCGAUUGGUGGUGGCGGAAGUGCGAAAUAA
Fusarium poae is the source of this 1287-nucleotide messenger RNA. RefSeq lists its product as uncharacterized. The coding region runs from base 1 to 1287 and encodes 428 amino acids. NCBI's taxonomy places the organism in Eukaryota, Fungi, Ascomycota, Sordariomycetes, Hypocreales, Nectriaceae. The transcript has a single exon. The record is from RefSeq and is a predicted model, not a curated record.